ACGAUGAGCAAUACUUCAGAAAACAGCCCAAUUGAGAGAGAAAAUGCAGACGCCCAAUCUGUAGCGGGCUCUAACACUUCACCAGCUCAGGCUAUUCCACCUACAGCGCCAUUGAACGUCAACAAGGAAGCUCAACAAGUCAGCAACGUCGUUAGAAAGAAGUUGAGCGGAUUCGUCGGUUUCGCCAAUUUACCAAACCAAGUACACCGCAAGAGUGUUCGCAAGGGUUUCUCAUUCACCUGCAUGGUUGUUGGUGAAUCUGGUCUCGGUAAAUCAACUUUAGUCAACACCCUCUUCGAGACAAGCUUAUACCAGCCAAAGACACUCCCAGAACUUGGCUCCGAAUCAGCCUCUACCGUUGGAAUAGAGAACAUUUCAGCUGAUAUUGAAGAGAAUGGCGUUAGAUUAAAGCUCACCGUUGUUGAUACCCCUGGUUUCGGUGACUUUGUCAACAAUGACAGCUCAUGGGACCCUAUCGUCACUUCAAUUGAAUCUAGAUUCGAUCAAUUCCUCGAGCAAGAGAACAGAGUAAACAGAGCAAAGCUCAAUGACAACAGAGUUAACGCUUGUAUCUACUUCAUUCAACCAACUGGUCACUCCUUGCGUCAAGUUGACAUCGAAUUCAUGAGAAGAUUACACACAAAGGUCAACCUCAUCCCAGUUAUCGCAAAGUCUGACACUCUCAGCGAAGAAGAAGUCGAGUCAUUCAAGAGACGUAUUUUGUCUGACAUUGAACACCACAAUAUCCAAAUUUUCAAGUCACCUGUCUAUGAGCAAGAGGAUGAAGAGACUAUACAAGAGAACCAAGAAAUUGAAUCAAAGAUACCAUUCGCUAUAGUCGGAUCAACUCAAACUAUUCAGACACCAGACGGCAGGAACGUCAGAGGUAGAUCAUACCCAUGGGGCGUUGUCGAAGUUGACAAUGAAGAACAUUGCGAUUUCGUAAAAUUAAGACAAAUGAUUAUUAGAACCCAUAUGGAAGAACUCAAGGAAUCAACUAACGUACUUUACGAGAACUACAGAUCUGAAAAACUUCUCGCUAUGGGUGUUCAACAAGAUGCAUCAGUCUUCAAGGAAGUAAACCCAACUGCUAAGGCAGUUGAAGAGAAAGCACUUCACGAUGCCAAAUUGAGUAAGAUGGAGGCAGAAAUGAAACUUGUUUUCCAACAAAAAGUCCAAGAGAAGGAAGCGAAACUGAGACAAUCAGAGGAAGAGCUCUACGCUAGACAUAGAGAAAUGAAGGAAUCACUCGAGAAGCAAAGACAAGAACUCGAAGACAAGAGGAGAAGGUUAGAAUCUGGUAGACCGUUGACACCAGAGAGAGGUGCGACACAAUCUACCCAGAAGAAGUCUAGAGGCUUCUUACGUUCAUAAGCCAACUAAUGAAUAAAUUUUUUUAAUCUUUUAUUUUGUAACUUUCUAAUUA
Wallemia mellicola CBS 633.66 is the source of this 1426-nucleotide messenger RNA. RefSeq names its product Septin. The transcript has 4 exons. Gene Ontology annotation, molecular function: GTP binding; GTPase activity; molecular adaptor activity. Lineage: Eukaryota; Fungi; Basidiomycota; Wallemiomycetes; Wallemiales; Wallemiaceae. Gene Ontology annotation, biological process: cytoskeleton-dependent cytokinesis. The coding region runs from base 4 to 1374 and encodes 456 amino acids. The record is from RefSeq and is a predicted model, not a curated record. Gene Ontology annotation, cellular component: microtubule cytoskeleton; septin ring; cell division site.